Hemicordylus capensis (graceful crag lizard) is the source of this 1946-nucleotide messenger RNA. RefSeq names its product coiled-coil domain containing 24 (gene CCDC24). The coding region runs from base 350 to 1528 and encodes 392 amino acids. The transcript has 10 exons. The record is from RefSeq and is a predicted model, not a curated record. NCBI's taxonomy places the organism in Eukaryota, Metazoa, Chordata, Lepidosauria, Squamata, Cordylidae.
UGCUGGCCCACUCUCCCACCCACCCACCCGUCCUCCCCAAACAAACUCGUCCAGCUUCGCCACUCAUAACUCACCCUCGGUGGCGAAUUCUGCUGCAGCUCCCCAGUUCUCAGCCGCUGUAGCCUCCAGGACUCUCUUCACGCGCCCGACAUCCCUUUUCCCUCCUACAAGCCUUAGUUGGUAGAGGCACAAGUCCAGCAACUCUGCUGAGGAAGAAGGGACCCGGUUUCCUCCUCUCCACGGGACUGACCCGCCCCCCGCUUUCAGCCUGCUGGACGCGGCUCCUUUAAGAGACGAGGUUUCUGAAGAACGAGUGUCAGACCUCCAUGCUAGAAUUGGGACUGCCCCAAUGUGGCCCUUAUCUGGGGAGCUCUUGCAGCCAGUGCCAUCGCUUUGGAGGAUGGUGGAGGAACAAGUUGCACCCAGUGAGAGGCUCGAGGUGAAGAACAUCUUGGGUGCUGAUGUUGUGGAACGGAGCUUGGAGCUUCAUGCUGAGGUGCAGACUCUGCUAGAAUUCUAUGAGGAGUUGCAGUCAGAGCGACCUAGACUUGGGGGGAAAACACUACACACAACUGACAGCUUGGCUUUGUUGGCUGCUCCACCCCAUCUCAAGGAACUAGUGAGGGAGGAGAUCCGCCUUCUUCUGCUUGGCCUCCAGGAAAAGGCAUUGCAGGAGGGCAGGGACCAAGAUGGUGCCAUUGCUAAAUACAGCCCCCAUGUGGUCACCUUUGCUUUGAAGACAAAUGCUGGCAAUGGACGGCCUCCAUCUCAGAGCAGUGCCCUCAUCAGGAAAGACCUAGGAAUAAUUUCAUCUGUGGAAAGGCCAUUGUCAUCUAGAACCAGUAACAACCUGGAACCUUUCUGCAAUAAACUGAGUAUUGCCCAUAUUGGUAAAGUUGCCUUCCGACUUCAGACCAUGCUAGAAGAUGAGUGCCGUGCUUUGGAAAGAUACAUCCCUCAUUUACAGUGCCAGCUGGAGGAGAUAUGUCAGUGUGCUACACAGAGGCCUGAGACAACACAUGAGCCUACCAUGGCUGAGCUACAAGAAGAGAAGCGUGUCAUGGAGCAGGACUUACAGUGGAGCCAGCCUGAGCCAUCCCCACAUCCUUUCCUGAUGCUUAGACAGCUUGGAUACCAGCACAGUCACCCAGGAGGUGCAGCGAAAGGGCUAAACUUUGGGGAGGCCAGUCCUACUUCUAAUGCUGCUUCUUCACCAAAUCCCAUGGAUCAAGCUUCUCAUUUGUGCCAUCAGAGACUACCCCGGUGGGGCCACCCAGCAAGAGGCCCAUUGGCAUGGCUGCAGCGAGACAGCGAGGAAUCCAACCAAGCAAAGAAGGACAAUGAUGCUUGGCUGCUCAGACCUGUGAUUCCAACACCCCCUAAGGGAGGCAGGAUUGUUUCAGCCUGCAGGACAGCAAUACCAGGGUUAAACCCCACCUUCCAUCCUGUACCUCCCCCUGAACCAUGCCCACUGCCCCGCUUCUGCCCUCGCACUACUAGGCUGCUGCGAUGCAAAGGACCCAGCUAGGCCAAGGAGACCUCCCUCCCCCCACUGACACCUCUAUUUCUGCUCCCACGGUGCAGUGUCUGAGGGGGACCCAACUCUGCUGUUUCCCAUGCCUACGCUGGCCUUUGCUCACCUCCGUGAGUGGGAGUCAAGGGAAUUGAGGGAAAGUGAAAAAGCAGUAAUGGCUCCUCUUCAGCACAGAUCGUCCUCCUGCAACCACAACCAUGACUGAGACUUUCCCUCCUUCUAAUCCGCAGCCCAGUUAUGGAUCCACAACUCAGUGGGUCCGCAACCCAGUGCAACAGGUCUCAUGUCAGCUUUAAAGAGACGCCAUAACCUCUAAAGAAAGACCCUUCCCAUUCCCACAAACAGGACUGUAUCAUCCUAGACUCAGGAAUAUAAAUUUCAUUAAAAUCUAUUGGACUUUAAAAAUCUACAA